AUGGACGCCUCCGCCAAUUACGACGACAUGCCCGUCUUUUACGUUGGCCACCACGAGACCAAGCGCUCGUAUCCUGUGACGGACCUGCUGCUUCUUCAGGCCCAGGACUGCAAUUAUGACAUGCUCACUGCUCCCAUCACCACCGCCCACUUCCACACGCGCGUGCUGAACCUGCUCUCCGCCCACAAUGCCGCCCUCGCCGCGGCCUCGAACAAGGACGACGUGCCGCUGCCACUGAUUUCUCCUCUAGGUCCCGAAGACACUCUUAUGACGCCCAAUGACACCGUGUCCCAGCUUCUGGCGCUCACCAGCCCAUGGAUCGACUUGGCCUCUCCGGACCCGGUCAUUGCUCACAUUUCGCGCCAGGUCUUCACCCAGGAAGUCGCCUAUGCUUGCUUCUGCGGCGUCGGCAACAUCAUUAUUCAGGGCCCGAAGCUGCAUCACGGUGACUUGAGCCAAGACGGCGUUGCGCAAUUUGCGCGUGCGAUCCAAGAAGCCCUGUCCAUCGGCCCGUACGUGAAUCUUCAGAUCAUGCUGCCCAUGGUCGACGACCCGACCGUCGAUUCGAGUGAUGAGAUGGGAAGCUUGGCGCCCUUCGCGAGAGAAGAGUACCUCCAGGGCAAGGGUGGAAAAGGAAGCAAGACGGUGGACCACUUUGGCGCCUGGGACGCGUGGAAUGUCAUCCGGACCGUAUCCUUGAUCUUGCCGUCUCAACUUCCUCCCAUGUCCGUUCAGUCCAGAUGGUUCUCCGAGCCUUUGCGUCUCCUUUCAAUUCCCGGCUCCACCUUCCUCAAGAACAAGAAGGGCUACUCGGUGCUUUCCGUGGGCCACCAGGCGCUCAUCACACGCUAUAUGCGUCUGCGCAACCCACCAUGGAUCCUGUUGACCGACGUCGGCCCAAUCCCGGGCGUGGACAACCCGGACGCAGUCAUGAGCAUGUCCACCGGCUUUCUCUCACCCGAAGCCGUGUCCACCACUCCUGAUGCUAGCCCAUCUCACGAUCCGACGCCGGCCGAAGCAGCGCAGAUUCCCAAGCAGAAGAAGCCCCAGGACCCUACACCCCACCUCAGCUACAUCCGCUACCUGCAAAAGCACCAGCCGGCGAAGACUCCGAUUGAGCGCUUCGGUUCUGGAUACCAGGACUACCUUCAAUCUCCUCUGCAACCACUGGCCGAUAACCUCGAGAGCAUCACCUACGAAGUCUUUGAGAAGGACCCAGUCAAGUACGAGUGGUACGAGCGCGCCAUUGAAGCCGCCCUGCGUGACUGGAAGGCCCAGAACAAGACGACGUCUUCCCCCGAUGGCUCCGUGGUCGUGGCGGUAGUGGGCGCCGGACGCGGCCCGCUCGUCACUCGCGCACUCAAAGCGUCUGCCAGCUCUGGUGUCAAGAUAGACAUGUGGGCGGUGGAGAAGAACCCCAACGCGUACGUGCUGCUCCAACGGCACAACCACGACACGUGGAACGGCGCCGUGACGGUCGUCAAGUCGGACAUGCGUUCCUGGAAGGGCCCGCACCGGGGCGACGGCAGCCACGGAAACGUCGACAUCCUCGUGUCGGAGCUGCUAGGAAGCUUCGCCGACAACGAACUCAGCCCGGAGUGCCUGGACGGCGUGCAGCACGUGCUCAACCCCACGCACGGCAUCAGCAUCCCGACUAGCUAUACGGCGCACCUCACGCCCAUCGCCGCGCCAAAACUGCACAACGACGUCGCGGCGCGCGAAGCCACGGACCCGACCGCCCCGGAGACGCCCCACGUCGUCAUGCUGCACGCGAUCGACUACCUCUCGACGCUCGCGCCCCCAAGCAGCAGCAGCAGCAGUAGCGGGCCGAAAUCCGGCGCCGCCGAGAACCCCGCCACGCCAGACGUCCAGCUGGUCUGGGAGUUUACGCACCCAGUCUCUGCGGCGGUGAUUGCGCAAGCGACACUCCGCCAGGGGGGCAGCGCGGCGGGCGGCGCGGGCGGCGCCACCGGCGGCGAUGGCGCUAACGAACAUAACUUCCGCUGCAGGAAGAUGAGCUUUGCGUGCCGGGAUCGUGGGAUUUGCCAUGGUUUGGCUGGAUACUUUGAGACGGUGCUGUAUCAGGGCCCGAGUGGCAAGGUUGAGUUGAGCACGAAUCCGAAUACGAUCGAUGCCAAGAGUAGGGAUAUGAUCAGCUGGUUCCCGAUCUAUUUCCCGCUGAAGACACCGGUCCUUAUCCCCGACGACGCGGAGAUCGACGUCACCAUGUGGCGCCAGACCGACGACCGCAAGGUCUGGUAUGAGUGGCUCGUUGAGGCAUUUGUGACCGUGCGCGGUAGGCGCCUGCGCGUUGCUGUCUCGGAGCUGCAUUCGAGCAGGAAGAAUGGCUGCUUGAUGUAA
Aplosporella prunicola CBS 121167 is the source of this 2361-nucleotide messenger RNA. RefSeq lists its product as uncharacterized. The record is from RefSeq and is a predicted model, not a curated record. Gene Ontology annotation, biological process: peptidyl-arginine N-methylation; regulation of DNA-templated transcription. The transcript is spliced from 4 exons. Gene Ontology annotation, cellular component: cytosol; nucleus. Bases 1 to 2361 code for a protein of 786 amino acids. Lineage: Eukaryota; Fungi; Ascomycota; Dothideomycetes; Botryosphaeriales; Aplosporellaceae.